UUGAGCUUUAUGCUUCAAGCCCGAUACAGAAAUAGCAACUGGAACUGGGCACAAGGUCUCAAUAAUAACAUCGACAAGCCACCAUCUUAUCCUUGCUGGGGGUCGGGCCAUGCAGCUGCCACCGUCAGAACUGGGGAUCGGGACAAGAACCGAGCAGGCCUUUCAGAUAGCCUCCUAUUCUCAAGCGCUGCACGCGAAGACAUCGUGGCCAGUGCGGAAGUGGAGACAUGGUGGACACACCCUAUUACAUGGAGGGAUAUAUUUUUGGCCCGCGAUAAUGAAAGUGCCAUAUAUCCCAUGGAAGAGGGUGUCGACAACUUUGAAACGGCUCUAGUGAAACAGCUUUGGGGCCGACUUGUAAAGCACAAUAUCAAGUUCACAGCGUGGAUGAACCUGGAGGUUGUCAUCGUGGCCCUCCGUCUUAGCAAUCAUGAAAUGGCUAUCUCCAAUGCCAUGGAAUGGGACUCUCCGGAGCUGCACGAGACGUUAUGUGGUUUCCAACUGGCAGCCCUGGACCAAAGGAAGUGGGUAGAAUUAAAUGGCGUGGACCUGAUCCAACAGUUAUGUCCCAACGAUGAACGCAAAUAUGGUCCACGCUACGGAUUCCCUGCAGUCUUACGUUUCUUGGAGCAUGUUGAGAAUGAUGACCCAGAUCCAGGUGCUGAACAAGCUAUGGCAGAUGGUGAUGCUGAGGGCCAAGCCCAGUUUAAUCGCGAUGAUGCAGAAGAUGAGGAUUAUGAAGCCAGCGAUUAAAGAUUGGGCGGGAAGUCUCUCUUGAGGUAGUAGGGUGAAUGUAGAUUGCUAGCUGCGUGUGAGAUGUAUGUACAUCAUAGUAGGAUGAAUCUGUAGUCUCUCAUAUGCCCGAAGUUGCUUCUCUUGAGCAUCAAUCCACGC
Gloeophyllum trabeum ATCC 11539 is the source of this 894-nucleotide messenger RNA. RefSeq lists its product as uncharacterized. Bases 10 to 753 code for a protein of 247 amino acids. The transcript has 4 exons. NCBI's taxonomy places the organism in Eukaryota, Fungi, Basidiomycota, Agaricomycetes, Gloeophyllales, Gloeophyllaceae. The record is from RefSeq and is a predicted model, not a curated record.